This is a messenger RNA of Anisakis simplex (herring worm), 960 nucleotides long. The record is from the annotation of a GenBank genome assembly. NCBI's taxonomy places the organism in Eukaryota, Metazoa, Nematoda, Chromadorea, Rhabditida, Anisakidae.
AUGAAUGAACCAAGCCCAACUCGUAAACAUAAAGCAUCAGGAAGCGCAGAAGUGCCUGGUAAACCAGGUCGUAAACACAAAGCAUUAUCAAGUAUUGAGGAGUUCUUCAGACUUCGUAAAAAGAGAGGAACAUCAAGUGCUGAAUCUACUGAACGAACAACUCAUAAGCAGAAACCACCGUCAACUGUUGAAGAGCUUGUGUCAUUGACGGCUGACAGUUCGGCAAACGAAAAAGACGAUAAAGAUAAACAAUUCGCAAAGAUCGUGUCACGUAUGCUUCAAAUGAAUCCUUGGUAUCACGGUCUAAUGCCUCGCGAGGAGAUCGAAGAACUGCUCAGAGAAGACGGCGAUUUUUUGGUUCGACGUACUGAGGUUGCUCGAAAAACACGUCUCGCAGUUUCGGUGAAGAAUAAGGGUCGCAUACGGCAUAUUCUAUUGACACUCUCAGAUGGACAGUGGAGUCUUCGAAACUUGAAAAUGGGUUCGUUGACCGGUCUUAUAAUGGAGCAUGUGAAAACUAAAACACCGGUACAAGCAGACGGUACAAUAUUGGUAAAUGCAAUUCGUCGACCUGAUUACUAUAUUUUGCAUGAUCACGUUGAGUUAAAACGGAAGAUCGGCGGAGGAGCGUUUGGUGAGGUGCAUUUUGGUGUUUUGAGAAAGACUGACGGUACGUUGCAAGACGUCGCGGUUAAGACACUUAAAGGAAUGAUGUCAAAAAAACAACGAACUCUCUUUAUGCGGGAAGCCAAAUUGAUGCGACGAUUCAAUCAUGCGAAUAUCGUGAAUUUUCUUGGUGUUGCACCUCAAGAAGACCCUGUCAUGAUCAUACUCGAAUUAUGUCCGAAUGGAGCGUUAAAUGCAAAGCUAAAACAAAACCCCGAUAUACUCACCUCAAAACUUGUCGAUUACGCAAUCGAUGCGGCUCGUGGUAUGGUCUACCUGUCGGCCCGAAAAGUU